CAUCCCCAAGUGCAUCCGCACCAACAGCCUAAGCUUUCGCGCCGCCCGCGGCGACGGCCGAAGCUUCCGAUGGCCCGCCGCGCCGCGCGGCGCUUCGUCGCCGCCUGCGCCUUCGCCUGGGCCGCGGGAGGGGCCGCGGGAGCCGCGGAGAGCUUCGCGGUGCGCGGCGCUCAGAAGGCCUCGGCCUGGCGUGUGCUGGGGCUGAAGCGGGGCAGCCCCAAGGAGGACAUCCGCAAGAGGUACCGGGAGCUGGUGGUGACGGAGCACCCAGACAAGCGCCAAGACGCGAACGCCUCCGCACGCUUCGCGGAGAUCACGGCCGCCUAUCGAGAUCUCAUGGACCCCAAGCGUGAGGAAGGCCUGGAGGACAUGCAGUGGGACCUGGAAGCUGAGUUCCCGGAGCAAGAGGGGGAUGCGGACUCCCUGGUGGUUCUGAUCGCCAUUGUCUUGUGGGUUCUCAUUUUCGGAGUGCUGGCGGCCAGCCAGGACUUCCUUUCUUGGGAUAGUUGCAGUCGCCAGUGGGACUGGUGGUGCUACCUGAAGGGUGGCUGACUCCCUUUUCGUGUCCAUUGGCCCCUUAGGCCCCGGCACCAAGCGCUCGGCCCCAAGCGCUCUGGCAGCGGCUGCGUAGGAAGGCAAGGGGAGAGGUUAGAUGCAAUGCAGGUGCU
Molecule: messenger RNA, 668 nt
Organism: Effrenium voratum
Lineage: Eukaryota; Dinophyceae; Suessiales; Symbiodiniaceae
Source: the annotation of a GenBank genome assembly